Messenger RNA from Xenia sp. Carnegie-2017, 1541 nucleotides. Its product is annotated as Y-box-binding protein 1-like. Gene Ontology annotation, cellular component: nucleus. The record is from RefSeq and is a predicted model, not a curated record. Bases 115 to 1239 code for a protein of 374 amino acids. The transcript has 9 exons. Lineage: Eukaryota; Metazoa; Cnidaria; Anthozoa; Malacalcyonacea; Xeniidae. Gene Ontology annotation, biological process: regulation of gene expression. Gene Ontology annotation, molecular function: nucleic acid binding.
UCGACACAUCAAGCAGACAGUACAUGUUGUGAAGAGCAAGGCGAAGGAAGUAGGGAUAGUUUAACCACCAUCUAGGCGCCGUAUUUGCGCUUUAAUGUACCAUCAAAAACAUCAAUGAGUAAUCAAGAUAACAUCACUGCCGAGGAAACUCUCGUGAAGACCGAUCGGGAAGCUUUGAGUGACGAAGACCGCAAGUUGAAGGAUAAAGUCACCGGAACUGUGAAAUGGUUUAAUGUCAGAAACGGUUAUGGUUUUAUAAAUAGAAACGACACGAAUGAAGACGUUUUCGUCCACCAGACUGCCAUAAUUAAAAAUAACCCAAACAAAUAUCUUCGUAGUGUUGGAGAUAAUGAAGUUGUUGAGUUUGAUGUUGUGGAGGGUGCAAAGGGAAAGGAAGCCAAGAAUGUGACUGGACCAGAUGGUACAGCUGUUCAAGGCAGCAAAUAUGCGCCAAACAGAAGACCAAGAUACCGUAGAACCAUCCGACCAACACCAAGGCCUAGAAGACCUCCUCCUCCAGCCAACACUGAUGGUGAGGGUGGCAAUGAGGGUGAUCAAGAAGAAAGAGAUGAUGCUAAUUCCCCUCGAAACUACCGCCCUCGUUAUUACAGGCCAAAUCGAAGAUACUAUCGGCGUUACAAACCAUCUCCUCAGACAGAUGAUAGUGCCUAUGAUAGGUCAGGUAAUGAGACGCAACCAGAUUCAGAGCAGAGAGAAGAGGUAGAAAGAAGGCCCCCUAGACGAAACAGAAGAAGACCACGUCGUCCACAGAAUGAGGAUCCAGCAAGUGAUGGCCAGGUUGCAAGUGAUGUACCUCAAAGUGACACUCAAACUAUGGACACGCCUGCUGGUGACGGUGAUGAACGAGAGGGUGAGAGUGAAGAGCCCAAGAGAUAUCGACCACGCCCACGGAGACGCAACUACUACAACAGGCCCAGGCGUCGUCCGCGACAGGAUGAUGUUGAUCAGCAAACUGAAGAAUCCAAUAAUCAACAGGAAAGUCAAAAGAAUGGUGAUAACCACGAUGAACCUCAACAAUACCAGGAUCAAGAACGUGAUGACCAAAGGGAUGAUCGGCCACCUCGACGACAACGACAACGUCGAAGACGAAGAUACAACAAUCGACCACCGAGAAAAGGUGGCGAGGGAGAAGAAAGUAAAGACGAACCACAGGAUUCUGCGCCUCCACGAGAAAAUGGACCACCGGAAGAGCGUGCAUCUCCCGGUGUGGUUGCUUAACUAAUCGCCCACUGCGUACCGUUCACGGCUUAACGAACUUAAUACUCAAUAAAUUUAUAUUUUCUACCUGUUAUUAAUGGCAAAGCGUUUACUUAUAUAUCUCGAGUUUAGUGCAUCGACCUAACCAAUGAAGUUGUUGUGAUUUUACGAUUAAAUAUCGACAUAAUUUGAGUAUUUGGAUUGCGAGAACUGGUUGUUGUCAUCAUAGAUAUGUAUUUUCCGCUUCUUAUUAUAUUGCUAGUUUCACCUGUAUUUAUGUGAGAAUUCUGUGACGGUACGGAAGAAUAAAGAUUUGUUAUAUA